Molecule: messenger RNA, 9110 nt
Organism: Doryrhamphus excisus (bluestripe pipefish)
Lineage: Eukaryota; Metazoa; Chordata; Actinopteri; Syngnathiformes; Syngnathidae
Gene: arhgef40
Product: Rho guanine nucleotide exchange factor (GEF) 40
Molecular function (GO): guanyl-nucleotide exchange factor activity
Source: RefSeq, a predicted model, not a curated record
AAGGAGUCUGACGCCACCAUGUGUCAGUACAUCACACCCCACUCUUUCUACUCAUAACAUCACAUAAUUAUUACAUUUUUUUUUGUUUUCCUUUUUUCUUGUGUUAUCGCACUCAAGCCUUUUACAUCUACGUAAUAGAGUUAAGAGUUAAUAAUGUCACAGAUUAAAUUGCUAUACUACAAAGAUGGUUUGAUUAAAAACAGUUUAUCCUUGAGCCUAAAUUAAUAAUAAUCAAAAUCAGACUGUGCUUCCGAAAAAACAAAAAACAGACUGUGUAUAUACAUUUAUACUGUAUAUUUUGUAUUUUCAUUUUUAAUAGAUGUAUCUGCACCUACUUCGCCAAAAUAAAUUCCUAGUAUGUGUUUGAUCAUACCUGGCAAUAAAACAAUUUCUAAUUCUGAUUGAUUAACUAAAAUUUAAAUAAUGCAAUUUGGUAAUAGCAGAAAGCAAGUUUGUGAUCAACCUUCAAGCAACAAAAAUUAUGAAGCAAACAAUUUGCUCCCCAGAAAUUUUAUGAAAUACGACCAUACGAGGAAAAAUUUAACAAACACUUGUACUGUAGGUGUGAACAGCAUGAAAAACUUUUAAUUUCCUUAGACUACUUCAAGUAUUACAUUGUCUGGACUCACUCUUGUCUUUUCAUCACUAUUAUAUAUUUAUGAUUAUUUACCGUCAAUGUUACAUAUAGUAAGUUGUGAUGUAUUACUUACUUAACACACAGUGAUACUGUCGUAUUUUCUGAUGGUAUUUCAAUUUAAGUUAUAUUUCAAAAUUGGUAAAUGGUACAUGUUGAAUACAGGUAGUGCACAAACAUGACACAAUGAAACAAAUAAUGAAGAAUAAGGGUUUAAUACACAAAAUUUACUUUUCCCCGAUAGGGUAACAAUACAAACACACAGGAAGUGGAACAAAAAGCACAGGAAGCAAACAAAAAUGACUAGCAGGACAAAAGCACAAGGUAAUAAAAAGUGCUGCUGGAAAAAAACUACACACAAAAAUACAAUGCAAGCUACUGCCAGAGCUGCAGAGCAGGGCAGAAAAAUACAUAAACCAAGUAGUAGACAUACACAUACACAGUACACAUACACAUACACAGUACACAUACAAGAUAAAAACUACACUCAAAAAAAGCAACAUGGGUGUCUGCUUUAUCAACAAAAGCGUAACAUGUAAUUUCUGCUAUAUUUAUUAAUGUUUAGUGGUUAGACAUUUUUCAAUCACGUAGUUUUAACAUGAUGGCAAAAACCUUAAAACUACUAGAUUGCUUUAUGUCAGCACAACCUAAUGGGUUCAGAUUGGAAUCCCAUUUGCAAUACCUCUCCAGAGCAGAAGGUGGCAUAACAUGUGACAGGUCCUAUUCAUCAGCUAAGGUAGCUUCCGGUGGAGAAGCGCCAUAGCAGAGAGUUGGGAAGCUAACCUAUACUGCCUAAACCUAAACCAUCACUGAUGGAGAAAGAUCUAAAUUGGUAAGUUCACUUUCCGUUUUAAUUCUGUCAUCUUUCUUUCUUUCGUUUUUUAUGUAUUUUAGAUACUUAUGACUGCUAGUUUUUGUGUUGUUACCUUUUAGCUAAAACUAAAUUGCUGCCCAUUGUUAAACACCACGUAGACAACAUACUAGACCAGUUAAAGUUCAUUGAUAAAAUGAACGAUUGUAAGACAAUGUGCUGUUCACAUGCCUGUAAAAAUUAACUUGGGAAUUACAGAUCAGGUUAAAAACGGCUGAGGCUAAAGUGGUCGUGUUAGGCUGAAGUGCACGUCACUUCCUCCCAAAUGUAUGUACAGGUGUAUGAUAAAAUAGUAUUUAAUGGAAUUAUUGACAUUAUUUCACAAAGCGGGACAUAAAUCACAAGUUUCUUUGUUGCAGGCAUGUGUUUGGCCAGCUAUGUGGGGCGGGUUAAACUGUCUAAAAAUAAAGUUGACUGGCCGGCAACCGUGUUUCUUUCUCUGCCGAAGUCAGGCCGCCCCUUACGGUUUGGGGCUGAAAAUACUGACAGUUAACAUCUUGAUAGAGCAGCAAGCCAGAUUAUACAUUCAUAUUAUACAGAAUGAAGACAAUCCCAGCUCCUUAUAAGGUUUUUUCAUCCCCAAAAAUGUGUAAUCAAAUAUUAAUGUUCAUUUGUGUGGGUGUAUGAAUGGUGUGUUCCUCUAUGCAUUUUCUGAACAAAUAUUUUUCUGUUGAUGUUUCUUUAGGCAGUUAUUUGUACGUUUCAAAGCAGUAAAGCUCAUUUUUAAAGUACUGUUACUUAACAUUUAUAUUUUCAUUUUAUAGAACAGCAUUUUUUUUAUUUAAGAAAUAUGUCAGACUGUGAGGAAAGGUUUAUAACUAAUAAAAACCGCAUUAUUAUGUAUUAUUUAAGCUUUUUAUUAACCUUUGACAGGUGUUGCUUUUGAUUGUUAGUCACGAAACGAAGCUGACCUGUCCUCACUCUUGUCUCAAUUUACCCCAGGAACUUGAUACUAUGAAGAUGUCCUGUGUCACAAACUAAAAGGGUCUCCUGUUGAAGUUUACCUACAUCUUCCAUCCACCUGUGAAAGGGACUGGUUCUUCAGCUUCAUCAAAUCAAAGAGUUACUGCGAAGAGAGCGUAUCACCAGUCAGUCUCAGGUUCAUGACAGAGUACUUUAAGUUCAUAAAUGUAGUGGCAAUCAAGUCAAGAUAUGCAUUUAUGUCCGUCAUUGUUUGCCUGAUUUGAAGAAUACAGUCAUUUUACAAAUUAAGUCUGUUUUGUGGUACUAUUUUAGAGUUUAUUUUCCUUUUUAAAAUGUUUUAUCUCAGUUUUAACUUUUUGUUGACUGAACUUUAAGUUUUGUCAAGUCAGGAUUAAGUAACUGGUGUUAUUUUACCUUUUUAAAAUUGUAGCUGUACCUACCCUGUAAAAAUAAGAUACCCAUAAUCAUAUACAUGUUAAUGUAACCAAAGGAAAAUAAGUCAGCUUCUACUUAAGUAAAUAUGUUAAAAUAACCUAUACAAAUUAAGUUGGAUUUAAACAUUGUAAUAUUUUGUAACCAAUACUUGCUACAGACAUGUUCACUCAACAUAUUUGCAAUUAGUUGGUUCAACAAAAUUGUAUCUCAUUAGAUGGAAUUUUUUUCCAUAAUUUUAUUACGUUCACCCAACAAAUUAUUUGAGUGUAGCUAAACAGGUAAGGCAUCGAACGAGACUGGUGUGCAUGGAAACCUGGGUUAAACCAGUGAGUAAUUAUGAGCAGGUGUGCACAGGUAGCUCCGCCCCGGCAGACGUGGUAGUGCACUGCAACACAAGGCAGAAAGGCGGCAACAGAGUGACUAACACAGAUACUUUUUGGGACACGUGGAGCUGUGAAUUGUAACAUGUGAUGUAUUCCAAUGUAACCUGUUUGAAUGUUUAAGUUAGAAUUAAGCCAUUACCAUUGCCAUUAGCUUGCAUUGCUCCAACCACUAACCCCCACACUGCCACCAACCCUGUGAAAACACAUUUCUAUUUGCAAUAAAACUGCCUCACCCAUGUCUAUUCGCUUAGCUCCCUCUAGGGCUAAGAAUGGAAAGUUGGAGUGUAAAAAGAGACUGCAGCGCUCUUGUUGGAUGAAAAGUGGGGGAGGAGAUUUGGGAGGCAUGUGGGAGUGAGGAAUAUACAGCUUGGACAUUCCUAGCCUGGGAAAUCCAGCAAUGAGUGUGCGGGAGAAGGAGCCUGAGACUCUCUGAGAGGGAUGAUGUUGAUGAUGGCGGGGUAACAUGGGUGAUUAAAGUUUGAAGGGAACAAAGUGUGACUACGGAGAUGCAGAGAGGAAGCGAGUCCAGGAAGACGGCUGUGGAUUGAGUUUGAUUCCUGUCUCAGUCAUGGCAUCAGAGGCCAUGGAGGACUGUGUGCAGGGGGCGCUCUCAUCUCUUUACCCUCCAUUUGAAAGCACAGCACCUCCUCUCCUCUCACAGGUCUUCUCCGUGCUGGAGUCCACCUACCAGCAUGACAGCCUGCGCUACCUCCUGGACUACUUUGUUCCUGCCAAACACCUCUUGCACAAGCUGCAGCAACAUGCCUGUUCUCAGUACCUAGGUUGUCUCUUCCUCCACUCUGGCUGGCCGUUGUGUCUUGGUGAGAAAGUAGUGGUCCAGCUGUCCACACUGGACUGGAGGCUCCUGCGCUGCAAUGACUUCUACCUACAGGUGGUGCCCUUCUCCACACGCUGUCCCCGCCUUGCCCUGAAAUGUCUGGCCCCAGGGGGCCGCACUGUCCAGGAAAUUCUGGUGCCCGAGUCCCAACACCCACUUGUGUUUACCAGCGAGUGGCUGCACUGCAUCAACAAAGAACGUGGCCACAAGAGGGAAGUUGGCGGAGGUCUGGACACCUGCUUGGUGAGCACUUGUGAUGGUGUGGUUCGCCUUCCAUGGAAAGGGGUGGUCUACCCCAAAUUCCUCCAUGACCCAACUGAAGAACCUGGCCUAUCCCAACGACUUCCCAGUGAGGGGGGGAGCAGCGUUGGAGGAUGGGGUGGCUCUUCUUCUGGGGAGCUCGACUCCUGGUCCUGGGAUGAGGAAGAAGAGAACGUCUUACUCCCGGAUGGGUUGGACUCAGAGCCAGUAAGACCCCAGCGGAGGCGUAGUGAAGAUGGCCUUGGAAGGACAGUGAGACACCCUGAAUUUGAUGGCGACUAUGUGGAGUUGUUGGAGCCAAGAGGAGGUCCAGAUGGAGGUGUUGACCAAAGGAACAGGUACCUGGAGAUGCAUUCAAUUUGUAAAACCAAGACGUUGCCUCUUUGCAAAAGGGGUAGGGCUUUUAAAAUCCGGCGGGGGAAACUUGUGGGCUACGGACGCAUGGAUGAAUUUGGCAGCUUUCGAGGGAUUUCCGGAACAAAAUCAGACUUAACCACCCCCAAGGAGCGUGGAGGACUGCCUAUGCCUCCACCAGAAAAAACAGAAGCAAGACGAUCUUGUUCGUCGUCUGCCCAGGAUGACGAUGAUGAUGGUAAUAAAACAAACCCAGACACCGAGGGACGAUUUGAUUGCCCGUUUAGAGAGAGAAGGCCUGGCGUUGGCGGCGAACGAGAGAUUGAGAUUAUGCAGUCAUAUAAAGACGACCAUAAGAGCAAAGACUCUGAGAGCGGUGAUAGUUUUGUCCCCAGUGAAUUCCUUGACUCUAUUAACCCCCAAGUCGGACAUGUUAUAGAGGGAUGCUCGGACCAGGGCUCCCAUUCAGACUCUGUUUUUGAGGAUACAGAUAAACCACUUGGUGGAGAUAGUGAUGCGGCAACGCCAACAUCGGAUGUACCACAAUUAUCAUUUACCGGACUUGCAGCCUGUACCGUCAUGGCUGGUGCUAACAUAUCACAUAUGAUAAAGGAUGAAAGUACAAAGAAGACUAAAGAGUGUUCAAAAGGAAAGGAAGUCAAAGCUUCAGGAUUCAGAGCUCCAAGGAGGAAGCGGCGAGGAAGGGGAGCCAAGGGAAGGGCAAGGUCUGGUGGACGUGCUGCCCAGAAGGGCUCCAAACUACAGGGAAAAGCUGCCCCUCAUCCCAGCUUCACCUCCUGCUGCGGCUCAACCCAUCAGCCUGUAACAGAGGAACACCUUUUGGAACCAAUGGGACCUGCUGGAAUAUCUGACGGAGAAUGUAUUUUGGCUAAUGUUGACUCGGAGAACAGCAGUGCAGCAGUGGCUCCAUCUUUGCCUGUCUGCAAUGGCCAGUCAGCCUCCUUUAACCACUCAAAUGGUGAGGACAAUCUCAACGGUGUCGCAUCUAAAGAUCAUCCCUUGCUUCGGGAACUGGAUGCAGAACUCCUGGAGUCAGGACGGCUGAGGAUGAUAGGUACGGUGGACAGGUUGGGACGUGCUUUAGUUGUUGCAGAGACAGAUACAUUCAGGCAGGAUUCCAACAACCAGGAGAUGGCCCGGAUCCUGGCCUGCUACCACAGGAUGACACGGCCUGAAGCCAAAGAAAAAGGUGUGACGGUGUUGAUUGAUAGCAGACGCUUGCUGCCAACUCCUGAAUCUCUCUCUGCAAUAAGAUUAUUUCAGCGGCUGGUUCCUGAUGGUCUCGGUUCAUUGUUGAUUUUGGUGGAGGAAGAGCAGGAGACUGUAGCUUGCAACCUUGAAGGAACAGAGGUCCACGUGGUGCGAGGGACAGGGGUCCUUCAGCAGUUUGUAGACAAGCAACAGCUGCCCACAGAGAUGGGAGGGGACUUCAGCCACUGCCACUCAGACUGGCUCUCCUUUAGACUGAGCUUGGAAAGCUUGACUGAGCGUUGCGAGAGCGCCCUCCUCCUGCUCGGAAAUGCACUGCAGUCAAUGGACACCGAGCCAAUGCUGACCAACAUCAAAGAUGUUCCUGCAAGCAUCGACAAGCACCGCCGCCUCAUGGCAAGCGUUCUCGCUGAUCAGCACUUGACAGAGCUCCAGCAAAAGGGCGGGGCUUGGCUCGCAGGAUUGACCAAUAGCGCAUCUGGCCUGGCGAGGAAGUCGCCAGAUUGCAGGGCGGCGCUCGCUGCGACCUCCAAACUUUACGACAGCGUGGACGAUGCUCUCCAUCGACUGGUGCAACUGUCCAACCAGAGAGGUCACAAAUUGGACUCGCUCGGACGGCUCGCCACCCUGGUGGAUGAGCUGAAGAAGUGUGACCAGGAGAUUGAGCAGGUCCAGUCGCAGUUGGACGACUACAAGGAGCCUCCUCUUUCACUCAGCAGACUUUCGCUCAAACAGCAGAAGUUCAAAACAUUCCGAGAAACAGCAAACGAGUUGCACAGUCGGACUUUGUCAGUGCUCAGUGAAUUGGAGACUUGGUCUGAGUUGGACUGGGUCGGCCUGAAUGACAUCCAGGUCCAACUUCCUCCGGUCAGGGAACGUCUGCGCGACAUGUCCCACUGUCUGUCCGACUGCUGGACCACGUUGGACAACACGCAGAGGCUGCUCUCCACUCUGACCGAGGCCACCCAGUGGUGCGAUGAGGUGUCCUCCACCUCCCAGUCUUCCUCCUCUCCGCUCUGCCCACUGGCCUCCCUCCCUCCCAUUCCGCCGUCCCGCUUCCAGGAUGCCCAGUCCUUGGCCAUCGAGCUGGGUGGCGGGGCACUCCUGGAUCUCUGGACCCAGACGAUGGAGCGCUACCAGCGGACUGUAGCGCAGGUGAAGCCGCGCUUCCUGCAAUCUGAGCGAGCCCAAAAUCAUGGCCAGGUUAAGCCCAAGCCACCCACCGCCAGCCACCUGUGGGAUGCAUUAGGCCCAGAGGGAGACGGGGACUGGGGCCUGGGGGCCGGAGGAGGAGAGGUUGGUUUGCAGUCUUGGGGAUCCCUGGCGUCGCUAUUCAGGCCGCAGACUUGCUCGACACUGAAGAUCGGAGAUGAGAAAGGGAACAAAAAAGAGCAGGCGGGAGGAGGGAAAUUCCUCCAGAACCUUCUCAAUCCGGCGAAGAAGAGUCCUACAGACGCACCUCUUCCUCCCAAGCCCCCGAGAAAAAGACACCCCAGUUUUGACCUUCAGGCCCUCCUGGCCCCUCGCAGAGGUGCCGCAACUCCAAAACCUGCCGAUUGCCAGACAGGUGUUGCGAGCCGUACCUCCCCCAUGUCUUGGCUGGGGCGACGACAACUAGCGGACCCGGUCAUCAUCACCAGCAUGGCCACAGCCAUGCCAGGAUGGGGCGGCACUCCUGGAGGAGGAGGUGGGGUGUUGAUCAGAGGAGUAGAGGUCAGCAGCAAGGAGGUGGUGGACCACACUGGGUCUCCACGGCAACAUGUGCUGUUGGGCAGGACUGAGAGGGAAAUGGGGACUGAACGGGCAGGAUCGACGGCCCAGAGCAAGCUCUACCUGCUCUGGUGUAGGAUGCUAAGCAGCGAGCGACAGUACAUGGCGAUCCUCAAAGGGGUAGAGGAGACCUACCUUCCCCUGCUCGACCUCUCAGACACGCCGGCCUCCAUCAGGGGGAAAGCGGAUGUCCUCUUCCCCAACUGGACCGGCCUGAGCAGCUUUCAUUCGCAGGAGCUGCUCCCUGCCAUGGAGGACGCUCUCGUGCAAAGCUUGUUGCAACAGGACUGUUUCAAUAAAUAUCGGGAGCAGUUUCUGCAGUAUUCCCAGUACAUCCGCACCAAACCUGAACUGGACUCCACGCUGGUCACGCAAGCUGCCGACUUUUUUAAAUCCAAACUCCCUGCCGCCUCCCCCCUCUCGCCUCUGUCCUUCCCUCACUGCUUGCAGGCCCCCAUUCAAAGACUGGAGCAGUACUGCGAGGCACUUGAGGAGCUGGGGGGUAUCAACCCAGCCUCAGACUCGGCCCUUUCUAUCCUGAGACAUGUCCAACGGCACGGCGAGAACCUCAAGGCCAGUGACCUCAUCGUCGGGUGUCCGAUUCCCAUAGCUGAGCGUGGCGAGCUGGUGCGUCAGGGUGAGCUCAUGGUAUGUGGCGGCACCCGCAGGAAACGUGUUGGCGUGAGGAGGGUCUUCCUCUACCAGCAUGCUAUCAUCUUCACCAAACACAAGAGCGCCGGGAUGGGACGCUGUGCCUAUAGCUACAAACACUGCAUGAAGACAGCAGACAUGGGCCUGACGCAGAGUGUGGGUGAGGAGGGUGUCAAGUUUGAAGUUUGGGUACGACAGGCUCCCCGCCUUCGGGACUGCGUCACACUUCAGGCUCGGGACAGAGAUGAGCGCAAGACGUGGACCCAGGACAUCGCUCACCUGCUGUGGACGCACGCCAUCAACAACACAGAGUUGUGUCUGAAGGAGUCACUGUGUGUGGGCGUGUCCAGCAAGCUCCUGCUGGACGCCAGCGGAAGUCAAGCAUCGUCAGAGUUGGACUCUGCCUGCAGCCUCAGCGACAGAGUGCACAGCAGCUGCUCUGAUUCCUCCUCCGUCGGGAGCCAUAAGGAGGGGGGGUCCCCGGGGUCAGGGAGGCACCCCAGGAGGAGCUCUGGAUCGACAGGCUGCUCUCAGAGUCAGUCACCCUCUACUGCCGUGUAGCCGUCAUUACACAAGAGUGAGUACUGGAAGUGGUACUUUGGUGACUUACUCAGGUGGCAGCUGAGGAGAAACAUCAUUAAAUGUCAAGAACCAAUGUUUACAUUUUUGCAUUUCCUCUGAAAGUGGACUCAAACAAGCUAAACUGUACUGACAGGAAGACCUUUUAUAACUCAGACCCAAUCCCCCCCCCCCCCCCCC